AGUGUCCCCUCAGCAGCAGCGGAGAAUUGUACAGCACUUGCAACAUGAAGAUCCUGUUUGGUCUCGUCUUUCUUCUUUGCUUUUCAGUCGACAGUAAGUUAUUUUAGUCUUAUUCAAUCUGUUUCUUCUUGUUUAGAUUAGGAUAUAAGUACAAAGGAAAUUUGCUCGGUAGUUUCUCGCCGUUCCCUUUCCUGGCGUCCUUUAUCUUCUUUCACGGAAUCGGGGGGUGUGGCUCGCCAUUUUGCUCACUUUCUAUCCGCACAAUCAGGACAAACAUCAAUAAUUUUCACUCUCUCUUUAUAACUUCAUUCGGAACGUGACGUUUGAUAAGAGUUUAAUCAGCCAGAGUGUAAUAUUAGAAUUGAAAUAAACGUGAUUAUAGCCUCCAGUUUUUGCAUUUGAGUAGAAUAAUUGAACACAUCUUUAACCGCUGUGUUAAGAAGUAUUUAGCACGGUACUGUCUUGACGAACGUUCUUUCAGUUCUAAUUUCCACGGAUUCCAUGCGUGGUGAGCGUAUUCGUCGGUGAAUUUUACGAAAUGCAACAUUCGAAUUAAAAUGCUCUCCAGUUCUGUAAGAUUCUUUUAUUAGUGGACUCCCCAAACUCGGGUGCUAACGUCCGGCAAUAAACGUGAAAAUAAGUGUAACAAGCAAAAAUACGGCUGUUUUGGUAUAAUUGGUCUCGUUUUAUAAUGUGCGCAAACAGGAUUAGAGAGGUUGUGCAAGAAGAAAGUGUCGAACCACAAACAAUCUCAUUUGCAAGCUAAACAUUGACACGUUCAUAUAUUACAACUGCGGAAUGCAGAAAUAAAUGUAGAGAAAAUCAUCACAGUUAAAUGCGCAACUUAAGUAGUUACGAAAAGAAAGCCAGUAAGUCUGAAUUUUGCAGGCUUUUUUUUCGUAACUGCUUAAAUUGUGCAUUUAAUUGUGAUGAUCUUCCCUGCAUUUAACUAUUUAAACUCAACAUUGCUGCGCAACAAAUUGGGCGAAACGUUUUUUACUCGUGUCGUGAUCUCAAGUUUGCAAGAGGAACAGUAAAUGCACGCAACAUAAUUAGUUCCUCAUUGUUGUUGAUGUCGAUACUAUGAGCGUUCGCGUUCAUGGUGUAUGUCAUGACUGUAAAACUAGCUUUCCUCUACAUUCAAUCGGUGAGUGUUGUAUUCUACUAUUCAUUUCCGGCAUCUAUCAAAAAAGGGUAAGUCAAUACUGAAGUAAGGAAGGAAGUAAAUUUUCACUUAUUUCCCAUAACGAGGUGAAGAAAUUCUUGGUAAUUUCGUACAUUAUUGCACGGACUUGAUGUCUCUUUGAAAGUAUUCGGAAACCGGAAGAAGGAUGCGCAAUCCAAGAAAGCACGCAGUCAGUUCCAGUUAUUUUAGUGCUUUGAAUCACCUGAGGGCCGUCCGUUACGUAAUGUAAAAAGCGGUUUAUUUUGUUAUCGAUAUUAUAUGAUAGCCUGUCAGCUUUUACAGAAGGAUAAAAGAGAGCAGGAAAUUGCUGAUCUGUGCGAGGAGAGAGGGCGACAGAACGCCUUAAAUAUGUGUGCUUUUCAGUUCUAAUGCUCUGUGAUUGGUUGAUUUUGACAUGACAUUUGCCAACACUCGAACGUGGAAUUACCUUUGUCAGAGGAACUGAUUGAACGCGUCACACAGAUUUCUCAUAUUUGGGGUUUCAAAGAGGGCUGAAGUAACGAAAACAAUAUCGUUUGUACGGGCGUUUUCUUCCCAACAUCCGACUUUCACUUCCAAUUUUAAGUUUCGGUGUAUUAUUUCCAUUUUUUUUUUUUUUUUAAAGAGCAGGUAUGGUAACUUUUGGAGAAAUUUAGAUCUUGCCGUUCUGUUUUUUGGAGGUUGUUCUUAAAAAUAUCCGUUGACCUUCAUCAUAAUGGUCAAAAUAGUUUUUAAUCCAAUCUCAAGAAGAUGACUGACUACUAUGAUUUCCCAGACUUUAAUUGUAAUUAACUGAAUGAAUGUAAAAUUAAGCAAUAUGUAGAUCUUAUACAAAAGAAAUAUAUCUCGUACUGGAAUCACCCUUCAACAUUCACAAAACUUAGCUUUUAUUAAAAAUCAAAACGAAUUAUAGCCCCCCCGCCUACCUAGAUCUAUCAAGAAAGAACCCUUCUAGGAAAACAUUAGUGAAACUGAGAACAAGCAGUCACAAAUUUAGGAUUAUAACAGGUAGAUACGGCAAUAUACCACGUGGUGAAAGGCAAUUGUAACAGAAUUGAAGAUGAAACUCACUUUUUAUUAGAUUGUCCAAGUUUUUCUUCCAUAAUAGAGAUGUUCUUCUCCAAACUAGAGCCUAAAAUACAGUUUCUACGACUACAAUCACAUGAGACCUUAUUAUCAAAUCUAAUGAAUUCUACUGACUAUUUUAUUAACAUCCAAUUAAAUUUCAUUUAUAUCAUCCUGGUUUGAAUUGAGAGACAAACUUGUCUCCGGAAUAAUUAAUCCUACUGAUGGUUGAAAAUAAGUAAUGUUUAAUAUAUUUAAAGUUAUUUUGAAUAUUUAAUUUAAAAAGGAAUCAAUAAUUAAAUUCAAGUAGCUUUUGCAAUACUGUAACACUUUGUUUCAGUCAUGUAAAUCAAGCUUAUUGUUAUUGUUGUUGCUUAAAUAUUGUUACUUAUCUCUAGCAACGCAGACGAAACUGAAUUGUGUCAGUCCUCUACAAGUUUGUCCAACAUUUCGCGAGUUUUUCGCCGCGAAAAGCUUGUUUGAUGAGAUGAGGUGAUGGGCAAAGGUUCAAUAUAUAUCCGUUUAAUACCAAAUUGUUUACGAGUCGAAAAACAAAAAUAUUGAAUUGUUACUACGGGAUAGUUCGGUGUGUUGGCCUUCGAGAUUCGGGCUGUUAAUUCUAUUUUUGUAUUUGUUUCUUUUUUUCAGGUUAUGCCCUGAAAUGCUACCAAUGUACCUCUCUUAAGAGCUGGGAUGACUGCAAAAGCAGUGCAAAAGAGGUAACCUGUCUGGUCAGUCAGGACCGUUGUGCUAAAGCGGAUGUAAAAGCUGAGAGCUCAGCCGCGACAGCUGAAGGCUUUGUCAAAGGAUGUGCCACUUCAUCUGACUGCAGCGCGAAGAGCUGCAAAUCGAUCUAUCCCUCAGUGAAAAUCACCAAAUGCGAAAUCAAUUGCUGUACAGGUGACCUGUGCAAUGGAGCCGACGUACCAAUGGUCAGCGCCAUCAUGCUGUUGGCAUGCGCUAUUUUAGCUUUUGCUCGAUAAGUUUGAAGAUAAAAAACUGAGAUGUAGCUCACAGUAGUGAAAGGAACAACAGUCCUAAAUAGACAUAGAUUUUUUUAAAUGAAGGGUUUUAACGGAAGUUGUUAAUUUGAAUCCAAUUUGAAGGAAAAAAGACGAUUCAAAUCAUGAGAGUUGAUCUUUAGCUUAGUUCUAUUUUGUUGUAGUUUUUAUAAUGCAGUGAAAUAAAAACUGUUGUUUCCUUU
Porites lobata is the source of this 3434-nucleotide messenger RNA. The record is from the annotation of a GenBank genome assembly. Lineage: Eukaryota; Metazoa; Cnidaria; Anthozoa; Scleractinia; Poritidae.